AUGCAAGCCCCGCCCCUGGCCACUGUUUUUGAGAGCGCCUUCGUUGUUAAUAGUACAAAGCCAAUGGCUCCACACGGCGUCGCGCUCGCCGCGGCGGCGGCAGCCAUUCUCUCGCAGCAGCACGCCGCCCGCGCCUCCGAGUACAUGACCGCCGACGACGCGCUCGCCAGGACGCAGCAACGGCAGCGGGCGCCGCGGCCGGCCAACGCGCCCACCGCCGAGCGCGCGAGGGCGGCCGAGCUGGCGGCCGAGCUGGCGGCCGAGCAAAAGGCGGCCGCGGCCAACGAGCGGGCCAUCGCGCAGGCCGCCAAGCGCGCCUCGGCCGAGCAGGCCAAGGCGUCGCGGCGUGAUGCCGCAGACGCAAAAGCCGCAGAC
Emiliania huxleyi CCMP1516 is the source of this 375-nucleotide messenger RNA. RefSeq lists its product as hypothetical. The transcript has 2 exons. NCBI's taxonomy places the organism in Eukaryota, Haptophyta, Isochrysidales, Noelaerhabdaceae. The record is from RefSeq and is a predicted model, not a curated record. The annotation marks the transcript as partial.